CCCUUUCACUAGUCCAUGCUUCCAGGAAUGUCCAAACAUCAAUAGGAGGUAGACCAACAAGCAAGUUAAUUUGGAUAAGCUGAAGGUGGACUUAGAUAAGAUAAGCAGAUAGUAGAUAAGCAGACAUACAGUAUACCGAGGGGACCGGUCUUCCAUAACUUCAAAUUAAAAAGAUCCACUUCCGGGUUGUUAGAAAUGUUCCAGUCGUGCUCCGGCCCAGACAACCAGUGGGAGAUUAGUCAGAGAGAUCACGGACAAGGUUUUUAUGAGUCUGGACAACAUCCAUACAGCUGGCCUCAGUUCUGCCCCCCUCGGCCCAGCCGUACUGUUCAUCAUUCCCUCUCUCAGCAUCCUCAUGAUGGAGCCUACACCAGAGCACAAAUCCCUGUUUGGUGCCAAUCCCAAAACACAUGGAAGGUACAAAGCCACCUGGAGAACUCCAAGUUCCACCUCCACCAGAACCAGAAUCAACAGGUCAAGCAGUACCUGACGCUGGGCUCAAAGCUGGCCUCUUCGGCCGGGCAAGGCCACGCCGUUCCGCAUCCACACGCCACUGGCCAGCCGCUGGCCACCGUGCCGAUCAUGAGGAAUGGACACAUGCCCUCAGUCAGUGACAGCAGCAACCCCAACAGCCCCGUUACCCUCCUCACAAUGGCCAAUCACGACAGCGAGUUUCCAAUGGAUGAAGUUAUUGAUGACCUAAUUAGUCUUGAAUCCGGUUUCAAUGAUGGAGGCUUGGAUUGCAUGGAGUCUAACAUCAUAAUGCAAAACAAUGUGUCCCUCAGUGGCAGCAUGCUGGACCUCUAUGGGGGUGAACAAGGUAUGAACGCCCCUAAUGGUGGAAUGAGCCCCACAUCUAACCCCACAAAGCUCACUGUAAAAAGGGAAUACACAGAACAUGACACAAGAGUGAUGGCCAAAGAGAGACAGAAAAAGGACAACCAUAAUCUGAUUGAAAGAAGGCGAAGAUACAACAUCAACUACAGAAUUAAAGAGCUCGGGACGCUCAUACCAAAGUCGAAUGACCCCGACAUGCGCUGGAACAAAGGCACCAUCCUGAAGGCCUCGGUGGAGUACAUACGGUGGCUGCAGAAAGAGCAGCAGCACGCUCGGGAGCUGGAGAGCCGUCAGAAGAAGCUGGAGCAAGCGAACAGGAGGCUACUGCUGAGGAUCCAGGAGCUUGAGAUCCAGGCACGAGCACAUGGCCUCCCAAACAUGACUUCAGCCUUGGGCACAGUUGAACUUUCCUCCCAUCUCCUCAAACAACAACAACAACAACAACAACAACAACAACAACAACAACAACAACAGCAGCAGCAGUCUCCCCAGGCCCAGCAGCCGCCCCUCUACCAGGAGGACCCCAACAGCGACUACCGGAUAGCCGGAGUGCCGCCGUCCAUGCCCACUGCUGCCGGGCCGCAGGAUCACAUGCCAGGUGCCGACGGCUGCACCACGUUCUCCGACCCGCUGUCUCACUUCACAGACUUCUUCAGCGCUACCCUCAAGGAGGAGCACCGGCUGGACGAGAUCCUGAUGGAUGACCCCCUGUCGCCGUUUGGCACCGACCCGCUCCUCUCGGCCAGCUCGCCCGGAGCCGCGUCCAAGGAUAGCAGCCGCAGGAGCAGCUUCAGCUCUGCAGAGGGCGACGACCUUUAAGGGUGCCCCCCCCCCCGCCUCUCAGUAGCAAACUCUUGUUAUCUUCUCGUGACAUCACUGUUGUAAUCCCCAGUGGGAAAAAGCAUACACAGAGCCUCUAAAAGACUGAUUGAUGGCUCUUGGCAUUGCCACUCACAGGGUUGCAA
Perca flavescens (yellow perch) is the source of this 1802-nucleotide messenger RNA. RefSeq names its product transcription factor EC (gene tfec). Gene Ontology annotation, molecular function: RNA polymerase II cis-regulatory region sequence-specific DNA binding; DNA-binding transcription factor activity, RNA polymerase II-specific; protein dimerization activity. The record is from RefSeq and is a predicted model, not a curated record. The transcript has 9 exons. Gene Ontology annotation, biological process: regulation of transcription by RNA polymerase II. Bases 196 to 1656 code for a protein of 486 amino acids. Gene Ontology annotation, cellular component: nucleus. NCBI's taxonomy places the organism in Eukaryota, Metazoa, Chordata, Actinopteri, Perciformes, Percidae.